Messenger RNA from Diorhabda carinulata, 9482 nucleotides. Its product is annotated as lachesin-like. The record is from RefSeq and is a predicted model, not a curated record. Gene Ontology annotation, cellular component: neuron projection membrane. Gene Ontology annotation, biological process: synapse organization. The transcript is spliced from 6 exons. NCBI's taxonomy places the organism in Eukaryota, Metazoa, Arthropoda, Insecta, Coleoptera, Chrysomelidae. Bases 493 to 1329 code for a protein of 278 amino acids.
AUUCUCUUAGUGAGAAUACAGCGUUCAAAAGCCGUAAAUAUAUUAUACAAUUGCUGGAAACAAAUUGACCCUAUACAGCGAGUUUUUCAAGAAUUUUUCAUUUAAAAAGAUUAGAUGAGUAUAAGUUGGGUAUAGAUCGUCUGCGUUGCGCCUGUGUCGUUAUAUUUUCGUAGGUUCUCACCGCCGUCAGGGUGGCGUGACGCUCAGUGUGCAGAAUUUCACCCCUAACAGAACACGGCAUGACUACAACUAUGCAGUUCCACUAUUUAAAUUGACCGCGUUUCAAGAGAAAAACAAUAAACAUAAAUAAUUCAUGACGAUUCUUGUUGCAACUGUUAGAAUGGUGUACUAUCCCAUUUAGGAAGGUAUAUAUAUUCGGUAAAAACAUUGCCACGUGACUUUAGAUGAACGUUGUUUUUGAAAAAAUGUGAGUGAUGUGAGUUUUAUUUUGGUGACAGAAUAAAUUGAGGAUAGCUUCUUUUGAGUGACAUAAUGUCUAUAAGGCGGAUUUUUGGGCUGGUUGCAGUUGCGCUGCUUUCAAAUACAGUAUUGGGAGCUCAAACAGGAGCUUCAAAUAGUGGCAAUGCUUUAACAGAAAGUACUACUAGAGGUCCACAUUUUGAUGCAGCAGCGUCAAAAAACGUCACAGCACUUCUUGGAAAGACUGCUUAUCUAAACUGUCGAGUUAAAAAUUUAGCUAAUAGAACAAUGUCUCCGCAGGUGUCGUGGGUGAGACAUAGAGACGUGCAUCUCCUCACAGUCGGUCGAUAUACAUAUACAAGCGAUCAGAGAUUCAGGGCCAUCCAUCAGCCCCAUUCUGAAGAUUGGACGCUUCAAAUCAAGUAUCCUCAACAUAGAGAUUCCGGUGUAUAUGAAUGCCAAGUCUCAUCUACGCCGCAUUUAUCGCAUUUCAUCCAUCUUACCGUUAUUGAACCUGAUACAGAAAUCGUGGGCGGGCCUGAGCUAUUCAUUGAUCGGGGGAGCACUAUCAACCUCACCUGCGUCGUUAGACAUAGUCCCGAGCCGCCGGCCUUCAUUUUCUGGAACCACAACGACGCUAUAAUUAGUUACACUAGUUCUCGAGGUGGCGUUAGUGUAUCAACGGAAAGAGGCGAAACUAGUCGAAGCGUCUUAUUAAUUCAAAAAGCCAAAGCUUCAGACUCCGGAAACUAUCAGUGUAACCCUUCCAAUGCCAGACCGGCCAAUGUCACUGUCCAUGUUUUGAAUGGUGAACAUCCCGAGGCGAUGCAACACGGCGGCAAUCAGAGAAUGGGUCCCUCUUUGGGCGCGUUAGCGUUCAUUUCCUACGUUUUGUUGGCUUACUGUUAACUUCUAGACCCAUUAGUCGUCUAUUGAUAACGGCUACUGUCGACAAUGUGCGUGUUAAUACUAAACAUUCGAGGAAAUCAUUCCCCUAUCGUCCUGUGGUGUUUCAUCAACACAUUUCUCAGUGUAAUAUUGUUUUGUUUAUGUCACUUUCUCGGUGUACUUAUGCUUAACGAUGUAUGAAUUUCGAUUCGUCAUCUUUUAUUGGUGGUAAUUAGAAAGCGAAUUGUACACUAAGAACUUUAAUGUGAGUUGCACUAAGAAAAUUUCACUCUUAUGCAACACUAUUUGACGAUAGGGAAAAGCUCCCGUGUUGAGGUCCCAAUUCAAAAUGGUACUUUUGUAAAGGGGUACCGCAAGAUGACGUUUAUUGUCCUAUAAAUAUAUUUUUUUAAUAGUUUCUAGAAUUAUCUGUAAUUAAAUUGUGUGAGACUUGUUUUGAAUAUGUCUUACAAAGGUUUUACAUUUAUAUAUGUAAUAGUUCUUAAAAAACGUAGAAUUCUGUCUUUUCUUAAUGAUAAAUAUGUAGAUAAUCCAUGAAAUAAACUUCAAGAGAACAGAACAUAUUUCCAAAAAGGUGGCCAUUGGUACCUUCGUGUCUUAGCUGGAUUUCUUCUACUUAAUUUAUUGAUAGUGGAAGAUAACAAAAUUUUUGAUCAAAGAUUCGAAGACUUCUUGUCAAAUGAUCAAUUCAUCACGACUUGACUUUGUACUUCAUUGUCUUCAUCUUUCUUCUUCUGCUGUCUAAAUAUUGGUUAUGAAAGUCCUAAAUUCUAAUUUUGAAAACGAAUGUCUUAACACUACACUUUCAUCUAUCGUAAAUCUUCUUUUCGAAUAAUAUGAUGCUGAAUCUGUCACAAACAAAAUAUUGGAAAUAUAUGGAAUUGAAAAGUAUGAACAUUUUGGUGGUAAAUAAUUUUACUGACCCGUUUUUUACCUUAAAUAUUACGUUAUUUCUAUUUAGAUCAAUUGUUUGCGCGGAAAAUACCAAUUGGGGAGAACCUCAGAUGAAAGUGAAGAUUUCCAUCUCUUUAUUUAUCGGAAAAAACAACUAUCUUCUAAAUUUUUGUCUACAAUAUAAGUACACAACAAUCCUCAUCCCAUUUCACGAGUACAUACUAUUACUUUGACGUACUUUCACAUUUAGGAAAGAUUGUUCUUUAUCAAUUCCUUUUAUUUUUGAAAUAUCUUCUAGAUGCUUAUGAAUUAUCCAUCAAUUUUCUCCUGUAAUGAUGAAUCUACUCAAUAUUAAAACCGGAAAUGCAACAGCAUGAAAAGUGCCGAAAGGAAGCAUGUUUUCAAAUAGAAAAUUUGCUAGAAUUCAUUUGUAUAUUGUAAAUAUUGGUUUGUGUAAUUUUGAGUACAAAGAAAAUUUUUCAUAACGAUUUAUUGAAUUGUAUUCUUAUGUAAUAUAAUUCGAUUUUUUAUUAUAAUUACAACUCUAUUGGAAAUAAUAUACUUGAAUUUGGAUAAUUUUCUUAAUCUGCUGAAGUUAUGGGUGCUAAAUAAUUUUCAAUAUAUUUCGCACACACUUUUCAUAUUGUAUUGUAUUAAAUUCGAAUUAUGUGGUACCUUUUUUGUAAUUGUAUCAACAAUGUUUCAAAAUUAUUUAACUGAUAUUCUCAAUUAGCUAGUAUUAAAUAUUGACUAGAUGCAGAGGAUUGAAAUUCUAUUAAUUUUAUUGUCUGGCACUCAUUACAUUAUAUUCUAUGUUGAUAUGGAAAUUUUUGCAAAUGUUUAUCAUACCAAAAGCCUAUGUACUUAAUAUGAUGAAAUAUCCAAAUAUCUAAUAGUAUUUUUUCUGGAUUUUGUUGAAUGACAAUGUAAAAGUAAAAUUUAGAUAAUGAAAAAAAAGACACAGAGUAGACGUGAAACAAUAAAAACGAGUAUAGAUAGGAUGACAAAUUAUAGAAAAGCUUAAACAAAAACCAAUAGAAAACAUAAUAGUUACAAGACGUUCAAACUGGUUCGGACACAUAAAGAGAAGAACACCACAAAACAUAACAAGACAUUAGAAAAGAAGGUGAGGAAGACUCAGAGAAACAUGAUUUCAAUAAGUAACACAGGGAAGAGGAAGAUAGGGAAAAACAAUGGAACAAAUGAAUGGAGUACCAGAUGAUCGGAAAUAGUAGAAAAAUGGUUGAAAAAAGAAUGAAUAUUUUAAUACUUUGACGCUCUAAAAGGCAUAAAGCAUUCUAGAGAAUAAAAACAAGAAGUUUUUUCACAGUCUUUGUCAGUUUUAGAAACAUUUUUUAUUGUGGUAUGUAACAUUACCUCUGAAAUAAAUCAAUAUGUCGAUUCUGACAUCAUUAAAAUAUUUUUACUUCGAUGAUCUCGAUGCAACGGGUUUUAUUAUAUUCUACCUAUGCAGCUUUCUCGAUUUGAUUGUUCUUCAUGUCAAGUGAGGAUUAUUUUCACACACCUGCUUUAUAUUUGUUAAUCCGUAUAUAUUUCAAUUUUUGUUUUUUGCCUUUUCGUGCAUCUACCUUUCUCGAUCUUGUUUUAAGAAAUGAUGCGCGUUGAAAAUGUUCAUCAAACAGCAACUGCAAAUGCAAUGAACUAAAUACCACCCAGUAAGCAGAAAAGUACAUCAUUUCGCCAUGUACUUCAUUUCAGUUUUGUGAACCUAACCUAAAUUAAAAAGCCUUCGUCCUUAAUUAUUAUUUCCUUUUCUCUAUAUUCAUAUUUAUUGUCUCUUUUCCAUUUACAGAACCAUUUGCAGCUUUGUAGGGAACGUAUAUUUUCUCGUAAAUUGUGUAUUUUUAUUUCAGUUUUAGGUACACUCCUUGACAUACAAAAAAUUAUGAAGGUAUAACAUAAUUUUUUCAGCCCACCUCCAGAAGGAUUAUGAAUCUUAGAAAUGUUUUAAAAUGGAAAAGGAAUUUAAGUGAUAUUUUCCAAAAUAUACUCCUUAAUGAAAUAUUCCAUAUGAUAUAGUAGUCCAAUAACGUGGGUUUUCAAAUGCGUUCCUUAAUUUUGAAUAUGACUUACUUCGAAGUGUGUCUAAAAGACAAGAAUUCCUUCACUGGAUACGAGUGAAAAAAAAUAAUAAAAAGGUGAGACAAACAAACGACAAGAGAAGUUGUAUAUCUGUUUACUUUACAAAAAAUUUUUCGUUCAAGUUUUUAAUUAUUACCAAUAUUUAUACCAAAAUUAGGGGGACUAAAUUUCUGGCCCACAAUUUUAGAUUUUGCGACAAUAUUUAAAGACUCUAAAUUUAGCUAACAAAGUUAUAAUGAAUUCAAAUUUUGAAUUUCCAUUGUUAACCACAUUGUUGCAUAAAACAUUUUUUUUUAUUUAUUUAUUUUUCAAAUUAUUUAAUAAACUCGCAAGCAUUCAAAUGUUUCUUGGGCCUAGUGCUAAGAAAUUUCUCUCAAUCAUAAUUUUUAAUCAACUUUCUUUGAACAACUAAAAAGCUAUCAUUAUCUUUGAACAAAUUUUACUUAGUUCAAAAAAUGAAAAUUAUACAAAAUUAUACAAAAUUAUCUAGAAUUUGCACUUGAAGAUCCAUUUUCUUGAACGAUAAGAUAAGAAAUACUGAUUUCUCCCCCUUAUACUACAACAGAACAAAAAAUCAACAUAGGAAACUCAAAAUUAUUUAAUUCACCAAGUUUUAAAAUGGAAUGAUAUCUUGGAAUGGGUCGAACUGGGGAAAUUUUGUUUUAGAAAUAAUUCCAUAUUUAUUUUUUCAUACGGCACCCUGUAUAAGUAUGUAGUCUCGAAUAUAUAUAAAAACUCUCUAUAAAAAUGAGAUAAUAAAUAACAAAACAAGCUUUUUCUAGAUCUCAAAUAUGUGUAAGAAAUUGAUUCAACAUAAUGAUUGAGCAAAUAAGAUGUUCAAAAAUAUUUUCCACAAUUCAUCGUGUAUAAAAUCUGAAUAUACAUCGAUCGAUUUAACCACUCCGAAUAAUUGUACUGUAAUAUAAUUAUAUUAUUAUUAUAUAUAUUAUAAAGUCGAAAUGAUGGUUGUGGAAAACCGUUAUGAAAAUAUUGUUAACAACCUGAAGGCAUUUUUUGAUAAAUUCCACGUCUCCUUUAAAUAGUUCUUAAAAAAAACAUCAAAAUAAUACCUAGUAGCUUCUAAAUAUUCCCUACAUUUCAAAUAUAUCUAUUACCAUUAUUUUGUCAGUUCUUCUUCAUCAUUUUCUCUUUAAAUCCCUUCCGACAUAUCAAACUUCUAUUUAUUUCAUUAUUUUUUCUGUUUUAUUCUCUAUUGAUUUACUACCAAUUUUCCCACUUAUGUAACAGUAAGAAAUUUGUAUUGAUUUAUUUCUAACAAAUUGUUUUGCUACCGAUUUGGUCUGUGCAUUUUAAUUAUAAGUUACCCAGUGUUUUCAAUUAUAGUCUAAAUGUAAUUGGGAACUGUUUAGUGAAUAUAUAAAUAUCUUAUUACUACUAAAAAAUUUGUACUGAACUAAUUAAAGUUUUAGUUGAGAACUAUUUUGCAUAGAGAAUCGUGCGAAUUUUGAAACGAUGCCUGUCUACUUGCGGAGCCCCUUCGAGAAAAAGAUAAAACCUGUACUAACUCUGGAGACCGUACUAACAUUGUGUUAUAAGUUCCCUUAGGAUCAACUGAAACUUCUCAGCACUAUCUUCGGAGUAUAACGUUUUGAAAUAGGAGUUGGCGUUGAUUAAACGUUUACCAAAUUUACGAGACUUCAUUGUUUUACCCAUGUCAAGUGUCAAAUUAUGAUUUUCGAUUUAAUGCGCAGAUUUUAUAACAUUAAAACUAAAUGAGUCAAAACUAAUCAUUAUUCAAAAGUAUUAAUAGUUUUUUGAAACGGUAUCAUUGGAAUCAUUAGAUUUUUUUUUUUUUCGAUAAGAAAAAUAUUAUUUUAUGGUCUAUAAAAAUUAUUUUUUGAGACGUGAGGCAGAAGUUAUAGGGAUCCAAAUCUGGCGAAUAGGAAGAAUAUUGCAACAGUUUUUACUUUAAAUCUCCGAUUUUCAUGAGGAUAUUUGGAAAGGGUGCAGUUAAAAAUGAUUUUUUAAUUUAAACAACUAUUUUUUGAUGAAUUUUCUAGUUUUUUCAAAUAAUUACAAUGAAACUUUACGUUUAUUGGUUUAUAAGCAGAUAACCAACAAAAUUUCUAAUGUUUAUUGAAAAAAUUGAUACUUAUACCUUCUUCAUCCGAUUUUUGGAAUGUAACUAUAUAUGAAACUGAAUUACCAGGUUCCUUAGUCUCAUAUUUUAUAUAUAAAACGAUACAAAAAAUCAUUGUUUCGAAAGUCGAGCAAGCGGCACUCAAUUUUAAUAGAUCUUUCUCUUACCAAAGAUCUCACCCCUAUCGAGACUUCUUUAGUAUCUUUUUCGGAUAAUAGACGAUAUUGCUUAAUCACAUCCUGGAUUUUUACUAUGAUUUUAUAUGACGUAAAUAGCUUCUAUGACCACCGUCUUUGGAUGAAAAACUGAUAUCUGGGAUAAACUCUAGAUGUAAACUUCUUGAUGUGAAAUAAAAAAGGAACUAACUACAAAGACACAAAUAGUGUGCACAAAUUUCGCAGGAAAAAAUGGGCGGUAUAACUCAAAGAUCCUGCUGUGGAUUUACGAGCGAUAGUGAGACGAAUCAUUAAUAUGGCAUAUUAUUAUCUUGUUAAAUAACCAUUAUAACUGAAUUGAAAACUUAACUUGUUAAAUGAGUCAGAUAAGAAGAAAAAAAUUAACCUCCAAUAAGUUUCGGGAUACAUUGGACUAGGAGAGGAUGGAAUAGCUGACAAAAAUGAUAUAAUAGUUGCGGAAUCAAACCUUCAUAUGACCUGUGCCCUUUUGUGAAAUCGACUGAAAAAUAAGAUAGAUAGGGGUAAAAACAGUCACUUGACCAAUCUACACAUAAUCCUAGGAAAGUAUAAACUAAGAAGAUCUGUUGAUGUUUCAACCUAAGUAUAAAAAAUAACGAAUAAGGAUUCCUGUCAAUACACUUCCAAAGAACGACUCUUCUUGUGUUAGUACACUAUAUUUAAGUGUUCCAAUUUUAUAAAAAUACUGUGACGCUUCAAUUUUGAUUAGAUGCGCGUAAGCGGAUAACCGAUUUAUAUUAAACUUGUUCCUAAAAAUCAUGAGAGGACCCAAGCGAAGAUUCUAAUGAUAUCUUAUUGAAUGACAUAUCAUAUUGAACAACCUGUAGAUAUUAUUUUUUCAUUUACUUUUCGAUGAAAGUUUUUCCGAAUAAUUUGAACAAGUUAGAAAUGAACUAUCUGAUGCAAUAAUUUUCGCUCUUAAAUUUCCCCAACAAUAUUCGCAUUUCCAUGAGAAUUUAGUAAUAAGUUGUUAUAAUACUGAUUAAUUUUCUUGUGAUACCUCUUUGUAUUAAUUACUGGAAAUUGAAUUCCAUAAUCCACCGUAUUUAACAAAUUCCAAAACAAUAAUCAGAUUCAAAAAUCACUGAUUCAAAAAAGUAAAUUGUAGAUACUGUCCUCGUUUAGAUAAUAGCUUCAUUACUUCAUCCUUACAAGAAAUAGAGAACAACGUCAACAUUAUUUGAAACGAUAUACCAAAGAUGUUUCUAAGGAUAUUUAAAUUAAUCGUGAUAUUGCACAAAAAAUUCCUUUUCAAAUAUCCCCGCACUAUUACAAGAAACACUAUUGGAGAGGCUGAGAAGUUUUUACAAUAUUCCUGUACUAUACCUGUGUAAAUGACCCGACAUUUUUUCUACAUUCCUCGUCCCCCUAUUUGACUUCUCGUUUUAUAAUUUUAAUGCUUUGUGCGCAAACGUAGUAAGUAAAACAGUAAUUUCAUUGUUAAAAAUUUUUGACUCUGCAUAUUUAAGUUAUGGAAUUAAUCAAAAUAAUAUAUCUCACUAACCGUUAGUAAUAAUUGCAAAAAAAUGAAAAAUAAAAUUAUCAAACUAAAUUGGAAUCAGAAAUGUUGUAUACCUGCAGAUGAAUAAAUAUUAUUUCAUACUUAGCUAGCACUUUGAUUCUUUUUUCUAUGAAAUAUAUCAUGAUGCUCUUAGUAUGCAACUAAAAAUACGCCUACUUGUUAUGCUGGUUGCAUAGAUAGACGGACAAGUCUUAUGCUGGUUGCAUAGAUAGAGAUAGACGAAUAGUCUUAUGCUGAUUAGAUAUCAAUUGUUUUAAUUCAUGCAUGCAUUAGUUAUAAUUUAUCAGCUCAUAAUGUGUAAUAUACAAUGGUACGCUUGAUAUUUCUUGAUAGCCUUAAUCUAAUUUAAAAUUUAUGGAAUUAUUGUAUUACUUCUUACAAGUAUACACAUUUUUAAAUGUGUGAACAUCAUGUCCAUAAAUUCAUUUACGUAACCAUUCAAAUAUUUGAAUGGAAGAAUAUUUUUUAUAGAUAUAAAAGUUUAAAGAAGGACAUAACGAUGGCAAGAUUUGAAAACCAUUGAAAAGAGGGAGAGAAAAAUGAAUUUGAAGUAUUUAAAGUGAAAAAAAGAACUUUAAACAACAAAACAGUCAAAUAUGAUGCUAAGAAAACGAUUUGAACAAUUAUAAUAAGAAUCCUUAUAGAAUCUGAUUAUGGAUUAAGAACAAAAUCGGUAGGAAAGAGAAUCAAAAAAAUGACAUAUUAAAAUAAAACAAUACGAAGCAAAUAGUGGAUUUAAAGAAUUGAAAUACCAACUAGAAACUAGAGUUUAAAGUACAUAAAGCUAAAAAAUAUGACAGAUAUAUAAGGAAUUGACAAAAAUAGUUAAAAAAUAAAAGCGGGUUAACCAGCUGUAUUUGAGAUUGAGUUAUUUUGAGUACUUAAAAAAUCUCGAAUAACAACAUGUAGAUUUCAUCCAAAUUGAAGAUUUUGAUUUAUGAAAUUAACAUCAAAUUUUAUUACCAAUUAUAAUUUUCAGUUGAACAAUUUUCAAAUCUAAAUUUACCAAUUUUAAAGAGGAAUAAUAAUAUUUUAAUUUAUUCAAGUAUUAACUGUUAAGCGCCAAAAUUUGAUUAUUAUAAAUGAGAAGUUCGUAUUCAUUCAAUCUCACCUUAGUCUUAAAUUAUUAUAAAAUUGUAUAUAUAAAGUUACUAUAUGGCAAAUUAGUGGAAUAAGGUGGAAAAAAAUAUGUUAAAUUGAUUUUCCUUAUUUAAAAAACACUGUUUCGUUAUAAUUAAAUGUAUAUUUUCUGUUUUCACUUGCCAAUUUUAAAAAAUAUCUUAAAUUGUUGGUAAAUUGAUCUCACUGAAUAUUGAUUUGAAUAAAUAUUAAGAAUACA